This is a messenger RNA of Tetrahymena thermophila SB210, 3576 nucleotides long. RefSeq lists its product as hypothetical. The record is from RefSeq and is a predicted model, not a curated record. The transcript is spliced from 3 exons. NCBI's taxonomy places the organism in Eukaryota, Ciliophora, Oligohymenophorea, Hymenostomatida, Tetrahymenidae.
AAUUUAUCUGUAUUAAAAUUCACUUUAAAUAAAGAUAGAAAAAAGAAUAAAAAAUAAAAUAGGUUAUUUUAAAAUUACAAUAAUAAUUUAAUGAAUUAGAUAAAUACUCCUAUCAAAAAUAUAAGAGGCUAUAGCACAGGCAGCUUACCUCCAUAAUAAUAUUAAACUAGUUAGCAAGCAAAUAUUAAUUUUGAUACUCAAUCAUAUAGCUAGUAAAACCAUUAAAACUAAGCACCCACUAAUUAGUUUUAGCAGUAGCAAAAUUAACAAAGAGGAUCCUCUGGUCAAAAAUACUUGAACUCAAAUAUUCCUACUUACUAGCCAUAAAUCUCUUAAGUUCCAACAUAAUCUUAUUUAAUUUAAAAUGGUUAAUCUUCUUCUUCUAGCAAUUUUUCUUUAAUUUCUCCCGCAAAAGCAAGAAAUUCAUCUAUUGAAGGAGGAAAUAGCUAUAGUGUUGGCACAAAUAUAUAGCCUAUGACUAUAUAAGCUUAGAUUUAGCAAAAACAGGUCAGAAACAUACAAACGCCAACUAAAUAAAGAUAUAUUGUUUGCAAUCCUUAGAUUUAAAACAGUGGUGGAAAUCAGUAAGUUAUUUCUAAUAACUAAAAUUAGAUAAAUGGAAUUUAUAAUUAUUCAAUCCAACAAAAGACAAACGGAUUGCAAAAUUCCAAUUCUAAAAGUAAUUAAAUAGGUAUCAAUAACAGAAGUAUAUAGAAUAAUAACAAUAGUAAUAAUAAUAUCAAUAAUAUUAGUGGUAAUGGACUUAACAACAGUGGAUAUGGUCUGUAACCUAGUAAUGCAGGUAACAAUAUAAAUGCAAAAGGUAAUAAUCUAUAAGUAACUCCAGGAAUUUAACAAUCUGCACUUACAUAUAGUAUCAAUGGAAAUCUUGCAUAAAUUUUAACAGUUGCUGGAGCUAAUUAAAAUGCGAAAGUUCCAACUAUUAUAUAAUAAAAUGCUAAGCAGUAAGUAGGGUUACUAAAACCAAUUCAUCAUCAAGUAAUUGUGCAAUCUCCAACAAAAGAAAAUACACAACUAAAGAGCUCAUCUUUGCCUAAGCAUAAUAAUUAAUUUAGUCUGAUCAAUAAUAUAUUAGAGAAUAGCAUUAAUAACAACAGUACCAAUUAACUUUCCUAGAAUGGAGUUAACUCUGCUAAAAAAUUAUCAAAUGUUUAAUAAUAGCUUAAGCAAUAGUAACUAUCCUAACAGUAAAAUAUAAACACAAAUAGUUCGGCAACUUAUCUUAAUAGCAACAAUUCUGUUUUUGGACCCUCUCCCUAAAAGGGAAGGCCUGAAUAAAGCGAUCAACCAAACUAACAAUAAACUGUCUGUUUGGGUAAAAAUAAUACUAAUGGAGGAUAAGUUCACUAAGGUUCUUUAUAAGUAAAUAAACAAUAAGUACCUUAAGUAUUAUAAAACCAUUUAGUUUCUAAGCUAAAUAUGCCAAAUAAUUAUCACAUUUAGCCAAUACAUAAAUCUUUAUCAAUACACUAAGAUUAAAGAGUUCUAAUUUCUUAAAAUCCUUUACCCAUCGCUUAGAAUGUUUAAACUCCUAGCUUAUCAAAUAAUUUAUUAAAUUAAAAGACUCUUGAAGCAAGUCUCAAAGAAGCGAACCAAGAAAAAGAACUGCUUAGAGAAAAGCUAGUAAAAUAAGAGAGCGAUUUGCAAAAUUUGACUUAAGAAAACGAGAAGUUAAACUAGCUUGUUUAACAGUUUCUAGGAGAAAAAAAACAAAAUGAAGAUAACACUACAAAUCGAAAUCAAGAAAUUGAAUAAGAUUUUGCUGAAAACUAAGACAAAAUUAAAAAGACAUCAAAUAAAAAUUAGCAAAAUGAUGAUACUGUUGAAGAAGACGGAGUUAAUUUUGGUUCUAGUUCAGAUGCUUAAGAAGUAGAAAAGAUUUUAUUAGAAAAUAAAUAGUUGUAAGAAAUGGUAUCAGUCCUUGAAAAGAGAAUAAACUAAAUAAUUGCACAAAAAGAAGAAGAAUAUGAGGGCAAAAGGGAUUCUGAAUUUAAUUCAAACUAAGAAGAACUUCAUUUAGUGUAACUUGAAAAUGAAGAUUUGAGAAAAAAAAUAGGAAUUCUUAUUGAAACAAACGAGAAAAAUAUGUAAUAUUAUCCUGAAGUAAUUGCCGAAUAAGAAAAUAAAUUAAAAGUAUUAGCUGAAGAGAACUUUAGUCUUAAUCAGGUUAUCAGAAAUAAAGUUGAAGAAAUUGACUAAAUACAUGCAAAAUACUCUCAUGAGUUGUAAAAGAUUAAAUAAACAGAUAGAGAAGGUAAAGAUUUGACAUAAUCUUUGCAACAGCUGAAAUAGCAAUUGGAAGAUUUAUAAAAAAAUUACUCUUUAGUAAUUCAAGAAAGGGAUCAAUUAAAGAAUGAAAAAGAAAAUAUAGAGUUUUAAUUUGAUUAAAAUAAAAUAGAGCUAGUAAAUGUCUAAGAUUCAAUCAAUUAGUAUGAGAAUAAGUUAAAAUAAACUAAUGAAGAAAAAGAAAAAAUAUUUAAUGACUAUAAUAUAAGAGCUUAAGAAAUAGAACACUAUAAAGAAGAGUAGGGCAAUCUUCUCUAGCAGUUGGAAAAUAUGAAUUAAAUUUUAGUUAAUCGUAGCAAUGAACUUUAGAUGGUCUAAGAACAAAAUUAAUUGCAAGAAGGUAAUGUUCUAGAAUUAACUCGCUAGCUAGAAAUUCUUAUCAAUGAAAAUGAAAAACUUAACAACUUUAUUCAGUCUUAAAAUAAAGAUGAUCCCAGCUAUCAGUCUUUAUAAGCAAUGCUAGAAGAUAAAGACUAAUUCAUAGGAGAAUUAGAAAAAUAAAUCAACGACCUUUAAAAUUAAAAGCACUUAGAGUCGACUGAUUAUGAAAUUAUCAUUUAAGAGCAAAAAGAUAUUUUGAAAGAAUUAGAAGAGAAAAUUCAAUUAUUAGUAUAAGAAAACGAUAAGCUAAAUUAAAUCAUUUAGAAUUAAUAACUAACACAAAAUGACUUUUAAGUCAUAGCUGAUAUGGAGACCAAAGUGUAAGAAUUGGCAGAAGAAAAUUAAAAACUACUUACUACUGUAGAAAAAUAUAAACAAGAAGCAGAAUUGUGGAAAAGAUAAGUUAUGCAACAAGCUUCAUAAAGUACUUCUUCAACUUCUUUACCUCCUUAGCCUCCACAAAAUCCUUAUUAAAAUGGUGUGCAUACUAUUUAGUAAUAACAAUUGGUUUAACAACAAAAUAUAAAAUAAAUCACAAACUCAUCUCCUAUUUCUUCAAAUGCUAAUUAGUAAUUAAACUGGUAAACAAUAUAACAAUAAUAAUAGCAACAACAUUCUGAUUUAUCAAGCUCAUGGCAUAAUUAAUCUUCUUAAUAUUUUAAUAGCUAAUCUGAGUAGUAAUUACCAAGUUCCUAAUAUUUAUAAGUUUAGUAACAGCCAUAAUAAUAAUCACAAUAAUAAUAGUAACUAUAAUAGAUAUCACAAUAGCAAUAAUAAAUAUAAUAAAUACCAUAAUUUGGUUAAAUUAAUCCAUAACCUUAAAUCAAUCUUACGUAAAAACGAUUCCCUAGUGCUGGUAAGAGUUACCAAUAAUAAUAAUUUUCUUGA